Messenger RNA from Lizanozyma spartinae, 1863 nucleotides. RefSeq names its product MFS transporter (gene NAG4). The transcript has a single exon. NCBI's taxonomy places the organism in Eukaryota, Fungi, Ascomycota, Pichiomycetes, Serinales, Debaryomycetaceae. Bases 1 to 1863 code for a protein of 620 amino acids. Gene Ontology annotation, biological process: transmembrane transport. Gene Ontology annotation, molecular function: transmembrane transporter activity. The record is from RefSeq and is a predicted model, not a curated record.
AUGAGUAGUACUACCAGCACUCAAGAGAAGAUGCACCAUCUUGAUCUCGAUGACACUGAUUCUGUCGAAAGUGUCAACUCCGAGGUCAUGGCCUUCCAAGGUCAACCACCGGCCCUGUCUGGUGAUCACAUAACAGAAAGCCAUUCCCGUCAUUCUUUCAAUCUCGUGCAUACGUUGAGCAAAACUCUUUCCCACUACAAGGAAGAAGCCGAAGAAGACCACCAACAAUUGGAAAGGUUGAUCACAAACAACGCCGGAGUUGAAUCAGUGGUUGAACUAUUAGAAGAAGGGGCCGGUAAAUUGGGUCCCUUGGAAAACCCAUAUGAUAUCAAGAAAUGGGAAUCUCAUGCUGCCCCCGAUACCACGUAUCACCCGGAAGAUCCAUGGAAGUAUCCCACUGACUCCGAAACAGGUCUUAGAAUUGUCAAUUGGGUUGACAAUGAUCCAGAAAACCCCAAGAAUAAAUCAAAGGCUUUGAAAUGGUCAUACACCAUUUUAUUAGGGUUUAUUUGUUUUAUUGUUGCUCUUGGUUCUGCUAUUGUUACUGGUGAUUUAGAAAGACCUAGAGCGUAUUUUGGUGUCUCCGAAGAAGUCAUCAUCUUAUCUUCUGUCACUAUGUUCGUGUUAGGGUUCGGAAUCGGUCCUUGUGUAUUUGCACCCUUGUCUGAAGAAUUAGGUAGACAAAUCGUUUACGUCAGUACCCUUUUCGUUGCUGUUGUGUUUGUCAUUCCCUGUGCCUUGGCUAAGAACAUUGCAACCUUAUUGGUAUGUAGAUUGAUUGACGGUAUUGCCUUCUCGGCUCCUAUGACGUUGAUUGGUGGGUCUUUGGCAGAUAUUUGGGAAGUGGAAGAAAGAGGGGUUGCAAUGGCUCUUUUCUCUGCUGCACCUUUCAUUGGUCCAGUUAUGGGACCUAUUUUUGGUGGAUUAUUGGCAGAUCAUUCUCCCACUUGGAGAUGGACUUAUUGGGCAUUCUUGAUCAUUGCUGGAUCAGGUUAUGCUCUUUUCGUUGUUGUGAUGCCUGAAACCCACUCUUCCACUUUGAUGAAGAGAAGAGCUAAGAAAUUAAGAAAGUUAACCGGUGAUCCUUCUUAUAGAGCCAUUUCUGAAUUGAAGAUAAGAAGCUUGAAGACCAUUGCCCAAGAGUCAUUCCUCAGACCCUUUAUCUUGCUUUCAGAGUUGAUUAUCUUUUUGAUCACCUUAUACAUGUCUGUUGUAUAUGGGUUAUUGUAUAUGUUCUUCUUUGCUUAUCCAGUUGUCUACAUGGAAGGGAAAGGUUGGUCUGCUUCCAAAACCGGGGUUAUGUUUAUCCCUAUUGGUGUGGGUGUGAUUACAUCCUCCAUUAUCGCUCCAUUAAUUAACAAGGAUUAUAACAAAAGAGCUCAAAAGUACCGUGAUCAAGGUGAAGUGCCUCCAGCUGAGUUACGGUUGAUUCCAAUGAUGCUUUUCUGUUGGGCCGUUCCAUUAGGGUUGUUCCCCUUUGCUUGGUCUUCUUAUCCCCACAUCUCGUGGGCCGGUCCAUGUUUCUCCGGGUUUGCUUGUGGCUUUGGGUUCACUUCCUUAUACAAUCCUGCCAACAACUAUAUUGUGGAUUCUUAUCAACAUUACGCUGCUUCCGGGUUGGCUGCAAAGACAUUUGUCAGAUCUAUCUGGGGUGCUUGUGUUCCUUUAUUCACCAUUCAAAUGUACCAUAGAUUGGGCUAUGAAUGGGCCACCACAUUGAUGGCUUUCAUCUCAUUGGCAUGUUGCGGGAUUCCCUUCUUGUUCUUCUUCUACGGUGCAAGAAUUAGAACCUUUUCCAAGUAUGCAUAUUCACCUGAAAUGGAUUCAAAAGCUCCUGAUGCUGAGAACCAAAAGGGUAAUUAA